AUUUUCUAUUUAACGUCAACAUUUUUAUUAUCAUGUAUUUUGAACGAAAAUAAUACAAAACCAAAGAAAGUUACUAAGUUUUCGCAGGUAUGUGUAUUCUCUAAUACACAUACCUGGUUUUUGUAUAGAUCUACGUUAAAUAAGGACCCAUAAUUUAGCGGGUUAUUCAAGAUGGCGGAUGUUGAACCGAAAAACAAGGAUACUUCUUUUAAAAUGGAUAUAUCAGAAGAUAAACAAAUUUCUAAGUCCGGAGCACGAAUGCAGACAUUAAGAGACGUUAUGGAGAAAACAGUUAAUUCUUAUACUUCAAAUUUAAGACUGAUAAAGCCGCUGUCCAGCGUGAACAAAACAAUUCUGAAGGGUUUGGAACAGCAGAUUGUGAAACAACUCAAGGACAACGUUAUAAAAGAGCUUGAGGGGAUGUACAGUGAUGAGAACAUCGAGGUGUUACUGAACAGACUGGAUGAGCUCACCAGGCCGGGACGUGCUGACCAAUCACCCGCAUGGCGUCCCUCUGGAGACGUAAGAAGGGAUGCAGGUCCCCACCUUGUGGCCCUUAAACGGGAGAAACUCAAGGUGUUAGAGGCCCAGCUGACCGAUCUGGAGGCUCAGAACAAGCUCCUGGCCACCAGGGUGGUCAAACGUGAGCAGCAUGUGGUCAGAACCAAGGACAAGAUUGUCGCAAUUGCUGAGGAGCUUGAACAGGUGGUGAAAGAAGAAACAAACAUGGUAAGAACAAGACGUUCUGUGAAAUAGCUCUUCCCUAGAAAUGCUUGCCUAAGAGAAAAUACAUGUUCUUGAUGCCACAUCUGCAGUGCAUCAGUUAGAAGUGCAGACUUUUUGAAAUGAGGAUUGCAUGGUGCUCCGCUCGGUCCACAGCUUAUGAAUGGUGUGAAGUAGUGCCCAAAAUAUGUGCUGCUAUGAAGUUAUGUUACUUAAUAUACAAAUUGCACACAUUGGUUGCUUUAUCUGAAAAGUAUGAGUUGAUUCGACACCAAACCAUGGAUAAGCAUGCUUGAGAAAAUCAGUUGGCAGUGAGUCAUCAGUGAGCGCAGAGAGAAGCAGAACAUAUUUUAUAAUUAAACCUUGCUAAGAUUAAAUGGGGCCUAAUGCAUGUUGCACAGGCUAAUCAGGGCCAUAGGGACAACUCUUUUCAUCUAGACUGGAUUUGCGCUAAGAAGGGACUUCCUUGAUUGAGGCUCAUCAAUUUUAAAUAUAUUCAAAGAGACAAUUACAUUUUCAGAAAAUUUCUGUGUUAAAUUAUUUUCAAAAUCUGAUUUCCUUUUUUAACAUAAUGAUAAAUCUAUGUUUAUAAUUUUAGUUAAACAAGUAAAAAAAAUCCAUU
Messenger RNA from Dreissena polymorpha, 1345 nucleotides. RefSeq lists its product as uncharacterized. The coding region runs from base 172 to 756 and encodes 194 amino acids. Lineage: Eukaryota; Metazoa; Mollusca; Bivalvia; Myida; Dreissenidae. Gene Ontology annotation, biological process: chromosome segregation. The record is from RefSeq and is a predicted model, not a curated record. Gene Ontology annotation, cellular component: MIS12/MIND type complex. The transcript has 5 exons.